GUAAAAUUUGUCCUACACUUCUUCAGUAUGGCCACGUUAUCACGCAUUGUGGCUCGGCAUUUACAUAUUUCACACAAGCGAAAUGCGCUUUCGAAAUUUGCUAUGCCAGCCAUGAGCCCGACCAUGACCGAUGGUGGGAUAGCAUCGUGGAAGAAGGGCGAAGGAGACUCGUUUUCAGCUGGUGAAGUUUUGCUUGAAGUGGAAACUGAUAAAGCGACUAUAGAUGUAGAAGCCCAAGACGAUGGUGUUCUAGCGAAAAUUAUUGUUGGAGAAGGCAUGAAGCAUAUCAGUGUUGGUUCACCAAUAGCCAUUAUAGCAGAAGUAGGCGACGACAUCGCCAUAGCCGAUCAAAUGCUAGCAGACAUGGCAGUUGAUCAUGAUUCCGAGGCAAAACUGUCUACAACCUCUCAGUCAGAUAUUUCGAGCGAGCCUGUUAGGCAUGAGGAGCCGAACCUACGUGACAGCACAACCGUAGGCUUCAAAUCAACUAAUUUGUUUGCAUCUCCUAUAGCGAGGAUGAUUGCAUUGAAGGAAGGUAUACCUCUUUCCAAGGUCAAAGGUUCUGGUCCUGGAGGCCGUAUAAUCCGUGGGGAUAUCGAAAAUUAUCAACCUAUUCCACAACCUGUUACUCCAGCUACGUUGCCAACUCAAGAGGAGUAUACAGAUAUUUCCCUUUCUAGCAUGCGACGUACCAUCGCGAGUCGACUCACUCAAUCAAAGCAGGAACUCCCUCAUUACUAUAUUUCCGCCGACGUUGACAUGGACCAGGUUGGCAGACUCAGGGAACUUUUUAACAAAAGUUCAGGCACUGAACUGAAACUCAGUUUAAAUGAUUUUAUUAUAAAGGCCAUUGCAUCUGCACUAACUGAUGUGCCUGAAGCCAACUCUGCAUGGCUGGGGGACUUCAUAAGACAAUAUAAGAAUGCUGACAUCUGUAUAGCAGUCGCCACCCCCAAUGGCUUGAUCACUCCUAUUCUGAAGGAUGUUGGAAGCAAGGGACUUGCGGCUAUCUCGUCUGAAUCCAAGGAUCUUGCGAAGAGAGCUCGCAAUGGAAAGUUAGCUCCUCACGAAUAUCAGGGUGGGACGUUUACGGUUUCUAAUCUCGGCAUGUAUAACGUCGACAAUUUCACUGCGAUUAUAAAUCCGCCUCAAUCGUGUAUUCUCGCUGUCGGCGCAAUAAAACCGACUAUCGUACCAGCUCCCGAAGAAAGUCAUAAAUUCAAAACCGUCCAGAUUAUGAAGGUUACACUAAGUUUGGAUCACCGGACUGUAGACGGCGCGGUUGGUGCGAAAUGGAUUUCAGCGUUCAAGGGGUACCUUGAGCACCCUUUGACAUUGUUGCUUUGAAAUUACAGCAGUUCUCUGACACUAUCUCCAAACUUGUACCAAGGUUCUUUAGCCGACCUAUUGCAUUAUACACAAUGGGCGAUGUUUAUGAAUCUACAUGGCUCGAAGGC
Serpula lacrymans var. lacrymans S7.9 is the source of this 1457-nucleotide messenger RNA. RefSeq lists its product as uncharacterized. The coding region runs from base 28 to 1347 and encodes 439 amino acids. The record is from RefSeq and is a predicted model, not a curated record. The transcript is spliced from 6 exons. Gene Ontology annotation, molecular function: dihydrolipoyllysine-residue acetyltransferase activity. Gene Ontology annotation, biological process: pyruvate decarboxylation to acetyl-CoA. NCBI's taxonomy places the organism in Eukaryota, Fungi, Basidiomycota, Agaricomycetes, Boletales, Serpulaceae. Gene Ontology annotation, cellular component: pyruvate dehydrogenase complex.